ACCUUCGCAGUUAUCCGCGGGUAUAAAAACCAGCAGCAGAGAGACCGACGCAGCUUCAGACGGUCUGGAGUCUCAGGAAACAAACAGAGUUUUUUGUCUCAUCAUUGCCUGCUGGCCCUGUGAGAGUCAGAGAGGAUGUUAAUGAUGAUGAUGAUGAUGAAGAAGAAGGGGUCCAAGAUCCUCGCCGUGGUGGCUUUAAUUCUGGCUUCAGUCAACUGUCUUGUUCCUCCAUCAAAAGAAGAUCUUAACCAGAUCUCCAUCCAGGGGGAGAAGUUUCUGGAUAAACAGAUCGAGACCGCCGUGAACGGAGUGAAGGAGAUGAAGAGCGUGAUGCAGACAUCUUCAGAGGAGCAUCAGAAGUUUUUGGAUGCCCUGGAGAAGACCAAGGACCUAAAAGAGGAGGCGAUGCGCUCGGCUCAGGAAAUGGAGGCCAAGCUGGAGCAGGAGGAGGAGGUCUGUAACGACACCAUGAGGGCUCUGUGGGAGGAGUGCAAGCCCUGCCUGAAGAACACCUGUGUCAAAUACUACUCUCGUACCUGCAGCAGUGGGUCUGGACUGGUGGGGCGCCAGCUGGAGGGGGUGCUGAACAGAACGUCCCCCUUCUCCAUCUGGAUCAACGGGGAGAACAUGGACGUGCUGCAGCAGGAGGGACAGCGGCAGAGCCAAGAGUUCACCAACCUGGAGGAGAAAUACUCCGAGAUGGCCCACGGUGUCAACAGCAUCUUUUCAAACAGCAUGAAAGUGGCUGACCAUCUGCACUUCAACCCUCCAUCGUUCUUUUUCUCUGAUUUCCUGGGACCGUUCACUCGUCGGAGCAGAAGCAUUCGCUCGCUCUUCAGAGAUCCGUUCCACGGCUUCCAGGAUUUGUUCUCCCCGAUGAUUGGCAUGAGCAGAAACAUCUUCAGCUCUAUGGGCUCCAUGGUGGACAUGGACUCAGACACAGCUCCCAGUGAAGACGGCAGCCUGAACGAGGACGUGGUCAUCACAAAACCUUUUGGCGACGGCUCGAUGACCUGCAGGGAGAUCCGCCGCAACUCAGCCGGCUGCAUCAAGUUCAGAGAAGAGUGUCAGAAGUGCAAAGACAUCCAGCAGAUGGACUGCUCCGGGAGGAAGCCUCUGGAAGGCCCUCUGAAGGCGGAGCUGGAGGAGGCGCUGGCCCUGGCCGAGCGGUUCACUCAGCAGUACAACCUCCUCCUGAAGAGGUUCGAGGAGAAGAUGCUCAACACCUCCUCCGUCCUCGACAUGCUCAACAGAGAGUUCGGCUGGGUGUCCUCUCUGGCCAACAUCACCGACGUCUUCCAGGUUCAGACGGUGACGACGGGCAGUGACGCUGAAGAGAAGCAGAAGCCGGCAGAAACGAGCGUGUCCGUGCAGCUCUUCGACGCUCCGGCCAUGAACGUCAGCGUGCCGGGGGACAUUCCCUGGAGCGACCCCAAGUUCUCCGAGGUCGUGGCCCAGGAGGCUCUGGACCGCUACAGGGAGAGCAGCAUUAUGGUCAAAUAAAGUCCCAAACCUGCGCUGCCUGCUGACAGGAGAAUGUUCUGGACUCAUCACCAGAAACCCUGCACAUAAACACACCUGGGAAAUAAACCUGAAUCCCCUGCACUGACUCUCUAAGUCCUGCUUUAGCCAACAACUCAGUUGAACCUCAGAGAUGUAUAUUGUACCCUUAGAGCUCUUUGUCCUGCGGUCAGAGAAGAUAUUCAGUAGAUGUAGAUAACAAUAAAAGGCUGUAUAUCAUGUGAGCUUGGCUUUGCAAAAAAGAGGCUUUUUCUGCUUGAGUUUCAGUUUAAAGAAAUCUGCACUCAGCUUUUCUUAUAUGUAAAGAUGAAUUAACUGAUAUUUCCUCCAAUCACAUUUCAGUAAAACAAGGAUUGGUUUGUUGCUAAUAUUUGUAGAAGAUGUUAAGUAAGUUUAGAGUGAGUUAAAGUUGUGUCAGUGACUUUAUUUACCCGAUGCACCGUCCUACAGAUCUCUGAUAGCUACUGUCGGAGUUGGUGGAAGUGGUUCAUUCUCUGGAGCUAAACUCACUGAUUAGAGUUUGUGUUUGUGAUUGCUUUAAGUCCCUCUGUACAACAGCCCCGCAAAGAAGGAUACAAGAGAGAUGUAAUAAACCUGCUCAAACCCAA
This is a messenger RNA of Notothenia coriiceps (black rockcod), 2129 nucleotides long. RefSeq names its product clusterin (gene clu). The transcript is spliced from 10 exons. The record is from RefSeq and is a predicted model, not a curated record. Gene Ontology annotation, cellular component: nucleus. Gene Ontology annotation, molecular function: misfolded protein binding. Bases 136 to 1503 code for a protein of 455 amino acids. NCBI's taxonomy places the organism in Eukaryota, Metazoa, Chordata, Actinopteri, Perciformes, Nototheniidae.